GCAAAUUUCAUACGCGUGUCAAAAUUUUUUGCAAAAAACUUGGUUCAUUGAAGAAAGAAUUAACGAUACUGAACAAAUGUUUAAUCAAUUAAAUAGAAAAGUACCAAAUCAUGUAGGUUGAUGGAAGAAAAAUCGGCGAAGGAUAGUAAAAAUUCGAAAAUAACACGGUGUUUUAGAAAAACAUGUCCUUUCAGAAGUAAUAAACAGGAAAACAGGGAUAACGCAAAUAGUAUAUUUAUUCCAAAACCUUGCAGUUGUGAUGAAAAAGUGUCAAAUUACUCAGAGCCCGAAUGUUCUAAUAUUGAAGAAAGCACUGAAAGAACCACUAAGGAAAAAUGCAGAAAACACAAAUGCUAUAUAACACAAGAAAGUCCUAGAUCAUCAGUUGAAGAUAUGCUGGAUAAUGAAAGUCUAGAAGUAAUAGACAAAAAUAGGAUAGUGAAAAUAUCGAAAAGCAGUAAUGAUGAAAUAGAGCUUACUGAAUUCAAUUCAGAAUUAAAAGGAAAGAAGCGUUUAGCAAAAAAAUCAAAAAAUAAUCCUACUAAUGCUUGCAACCACCCCUGCUGAUGAUUUAGUGCAAUUUGAUUUUACAUAUGUAUAAAUUGCUAAUAUAAUGAGAAAAAAUAUCUGACAAAAAUAAUAAAAAAUUUGUAAAAUCUAUUAAUAUUAACAAACUUGGUUUAAAUCAAGAUUGAAUUAAGGCGUAAAUACUUAGUAUUCAACAAAAACGAAGAAUACAUCACGUAUCAAAUUAGUAUCAAAUUGUUUAUUGUGUGUGUGUGUGUAUUAUGUGAUUAGCUCAUCAAAAUUUUCCGUUUUUCAACUACAAUGACAAGCAAUGUAGAUCAACGAAAUAAAGACAUAAAAAUAAUUUUCCAAAGGAAGCAUUUCCAAUAUCCUUCAAAGUACAACAUAAGAAGAGUAACGCGUUGCACAUCCCGCUUGCAGGAACCGGAAGUCCAAUCCGUUUAUUCGAAAAAAUACCAAGAAAAGCCCGCAAGCAAUGAGAAGCCCCCGAGAAAGCAACAUUCAAAUUACUCGGAAAACGUCCCCAAGAAUGUGAAAAAUGUUAACUCAAAAAAAACCCAAAACAAAUCCCACGCCCGUCUAGUGUCAGAUUUCACGCAAACCGCCGUUAAGAGUUUUAAAUGUAAGAAAUGCAGUACAACUGAUGCCCGUAAAGGAUUCAAUUUUGUUGAAUUAAUCGAUAAAAGUAGAAUUGUUAAAGUGCCGAAAAACGUUUUACCGCCGUGCAAACCUGUCGACAGAAGUAAUAUUGUAAGUGAAGAUGAUUCCAGCCUUAAGAAUAGGAUAAAGUUCAAAAGCUUGUUGAGAAAACUAAACGAAUAAAAAUAUUUUUAUAACA
Messenger RNA from Phyllotreta striolata, 1366 nucleotides. NCBI's taxonomy places the organism in Eukaryota, Metazoa, Arthropoda, Insecta, Coleoptera, Chrysomelidae. The record is from the annotation of a GenBank genome assembly.